This is a messenger RNA of Galeopterus variegatus (Sunda flying lemur), 7407 nucleotides long. RefSeq names its product sperm associated antigen 9 (gene SPAG9). NCBI's taxonomy places the organism in Eukaryota, Metazoa, Chordata, Mammalia, Dermoptera, Cynocephalidae. The record is from RefSeq and is a predicted model, not a curated record. Gene Ontology annotation, molecular function: signaling receptor complex adaptor activity; JUN kinase binding; MAP kinase scaffold activity. Gene Ontology annotation, cellular component: cytoplasm. Gene Ontology annotation, biological process: vesicle-mediated transport. Bases 1 to 3966 code for a protein of 1321 amino acids. The transcript is spliced from 31 exons.
AUGGAGCUGGAGGACGGUGUGGUAUACCAGGAGGAGCCCGGUGGCUCCGGGGCCGUGAUGUCGGAGCGGGUGUCCGGCCUGGCCGGCUCCAUCUACCGCGAGUUCGAGAGGCUCAUCGGGCGCUACGACGAGGAGGUGGUCAAGGAGCUGAUGCCGCUGGUGGUGGCCGUGCUGGAGAACCUGGACUCGGUGUUCGCACAGGACCAAGAGCACCAGGUGGAGCUGGAGCUGCUGCGGGACGACAACGAGCAGCUCAUCACCCAGUACGAGCGGGAGAAGGCGCUGCGCAAGCACGCCGAGGAGAAAUUCAUUGAAUUUGAAGACUCUCAAGAGCAGGAAAAAAAGGACUUACAGACCCGAGUGGAAUCUUUAGAAUCUCAAACAAGGCAACUUGAACUCAAAGCAAAAAACUAUGCUGACCAGAUUAGCAGACUUGAAGAAAGAGAAGCAGAACUGAAGAAGGAAUAUAAUGCAUUACAUCAAAGACACACUGAGAUGAUCCAUAAUUAUAUGGAACACUUAGAAAGAACAAAACUUCAUCAGCUCUCAGGAAAUGAUCAACUAGAAUCCACAGCUCAUAGUAGAAUUAGAAAAGAACGCCCUAUAUCAUUAGGGAUUUUCCCAUUACCUGCUGGAGAUGGAUUGCUUACACCUGACACUCAGAAAGGAGGAGAGACCCCUGGAUCAGAGCAAUGGAAAUUUCAGGAAUUAAGUCAACCGCGUUCUCAUACCAGCCUGAAGGUCAGCAAUAGUCCUGAACCUCUGAAGGCUGUAGAACAGGAGGAUGAACUUUCUGAUGUUAGCCAAUGUGGAUCUAAAGCUACCACUCCAGCAUCAACAGCUAAUUCAGAUGUGGCAGCAAUUCCUAUUGAUACUCCCUUAAAGGAAGAUAAUGAAGGAUUUGAGAAAGUUACAGAUACACCACAUAAGUCAGAGAUAAGCAAGCACAUUGAAGUACAGGUAGCUCAAGAAACUAGAAAUGUAUCUACUGGUUCUGCUGAAAAUGAAGAGAAGUCAGAAGUUCAAGCAAUCAUUGAAUCCACUCCUGAGUUGGAUAUGGACAAAGAUCUCAGUGGAUAUAAAGGUUCAAGCACUCCCACAAAAGGCAUAGAGAACAAAGCUUUUGAUCGCAAUACAGAAUCUCUCUUUGAAGAACUGUCUUCAGCUGGCUCAGGCCUAAUUGGAGAUGUGGAUGAAGGAGCAGAUUUACUAGGAAUGGGUCGUGAAGUUGAGAAUCUUAUAUUAGAAAAUACACAACUAUUGGAAACCAAAAAUGCUUUGAACGUAGUGAAGAAUGAUUUAAUAGCAAAAGUGGAUGAACUGACCUGCGAGAAAGAUGUGCUGCAAGGGGAAUUGGAGGCUGUGAAGCAAGCCAAACUGAAGCUAGAGGAAAAGAACAAAGAAUUGGAGGAAGAGCUUAGGAAAGCUCGUGCAGAAGCUGAAGAUGCAAGGCAGAAAGCAAAAGAUGAUGAUGAUAGUGACAUUCCCACAGCCCAGAGGAAGCGGUUUACUAGAGUAGAAAUGGCCCGUGUUCUCAUGGAGAGAAACCAGUACAAAGAGAGACUGAUGGAGCUUCAAGAAGCUGUUCGAUGGACAGAAAUGAUUCGGGCAUCACGAGAAAAUCCAGCCAUGCAGGAAAAAAAAAGGUCAAGCAUUUGGCAGUUUUUCAGCCGACUUUUCAGCUCCUCAAGUAAUACAGCUAAGAAGCCUGAACCACCUGUUAACCUGAAGUACAAUGCACCCACCUCUCAUGUUACUCCUUCUGUCAAGAAAAGAAGUAGCACCUUAUCUCAGCUCCCUGGGGAUAAGUCUAAAGCCUUUGAUUUCCUUAGCGAAGAAACUGAAGCUAGUUUAGCCUCACGAAGGGAACAGAAGAGAGAACAGUAUCGUCAGGUAAAAGCACAUGUUCAGAAGGAAGAUGGUAGAGUGCAGGCUUUUGGCUGGAGUCUGCCUCAGAAGUACAAACAGGUAACCAAUGGUCAAGGGGAAAAUAAGAUGAAAAACUUACCUGUUCCUGUCUAUCUCAGACCUCUAGAUGAGAAAGAUGCAUCAAUGAAGCUGUGGUGUGCUGUUGGAGUCAAUUUAUCUGGUGGGAAGACCAGAGAUGGUGGUUCUGUUGUUGGAGCAAGUGUAUUUUACAAGGAUGUUGCUGGCUUGGAUACAGAAGGCAGUAAACAGCGAAGUGCAUCUCAGAGUAGUUUAGAUAAGUUAGAUCAGGAACUUAAGGAACAGCAGAAGGAGUUAAAGAAUCAAGAAGAAUUAUCCAGUCUAGUCUGGAUCUGUACUAGCACUCAUUCAGCUACAAAAGUCAUCAUCAUUGAUGCUGUUCAACCAGGCAACAUCCUAGAUAGUUUCACUGUUUGCAACUCUCAUGUUCUGUGCAUUGCAACUGUACCAGGAGCACGAGAAACAGACUACCCUGCAGGAGAAGAACUUUCAGAAUCUGGUCAGGUAGACAAAGCUUCUUUAUGUGGAAGCAUGACAAGCAAUAGUUCAGCAGAGACAGACAGCCUAUUGGGAGGCAUCACAGUGGUUGGUUGUUCCACAGAAGGUGUGACAGGAGCUGCCACUUCUCCUAGUACCAAUGGUGCUUCUCCAGUGAUAGAAAAACCACCAGAAAUGGAAGCAGAAAAUAGUGAGGUUGAUGAAAAUGUUCCAACAGCAGAAGAAGCAACUGAAGCCACAGAAGGCAAUGCAGGGUCAGCCGAAGACACCGUGGAUAUCUCCCAAACAGGCGUGUACACAGAGCAUGUCUUUACAGAUCCUUUGGGAGUUCAGAUCCCAGAAGACCUCUCCCCAGUAUAUCAGUCAAGUAAUGACUCAGAUGCAUAUAAAGAUCAAAUAUCAGUAUUGCCAAAUGAACAAGACCUGGUGAGAGAAGAAGCCCAGAAAAUGAGUAGUCUUUUACCGACUAUGUGGCUUGGAGCUCAAAAUGGCUGUUUGUAUGUCCAUUCAUCUGUAGCCCAGUGGAGGAAAUGUCUCCAUUCCAUCAAACUUAAAGAUUCGAUUCUCAGUAUUGUACACGUAAAAGGCAUUGUGUUAGUGGCCCUGGCUGAUGGUACCCUUGCAAUCUUUCACAGAGGAGUUGACGGGCAGUGGGACUUGUCAAACUAUCACCUCUUAGACCUUGGACGGCCUCACCAUUCCAUCCGAUGCAUGACUGUGGUACAUGACAAAGUCUGGUGUGGCUAUAGAAACAAAAUCUAUGUGGUUCAGCCAAAGGCCAUGAAAAUAGAGAAAUCAUUUGAUGCACACCCCAGGAAGGAGAGCCAAGUGCGGCAGCUUGCGUGGGUGGGUGAUGGUGUGUGGGUCUCUAUUCGUUUGGAUUCCACACUCCGUCUCUAUCAUGCACACACUUAUCAGCAUCUACAGGAUGUGGACAUUGAGCCUUAUGUGAGCAAAAUGUUAGGUACUGGAAAACUGGGCUUCUCUUUUGUGAGGAUCACAGCUCUUAUGGUGUCUUGCAAUCGUUUGUGGGUGGGGACAGGAAAUGGUGUCAUUAUCUCCAUCCCAUUGACAGAAACAAAUAAAACCUCAGGAGCACCAGGAAAUCGUCCGGGAAGUGUAAUCCGUGUAUAUGGUGAUGAAAACAGCGAUAAAGUGACUCCAGGGACAUUUAUACCCUACUGUUCAAUGGCACAUGCACAGCUUUGCUUCCAUGGGCACCGGGAUGCUGUGAAAUUCUUUGUGGCAGUCCCAGGUCAAGUCAUCAGCCCACAAAGUGGCAGUAGUGGCACAGAUCUAAUAGGUGACAAAGCAGGGCCAUCCGCGCAGGAGUCUGGCAGCCAGACGCCCGUGAAAUCUAUGCUUGUCAUCAGUGGAGGAGAGGGCUACAUUGACUUCCGAAUGGGUGAUGAAGGUGGAGAAUCAGAACUUCUUGGAGAGGACCUUCCACUUGAACCUUCCGUCACCAGAGCAGAAAGGAGUCAUUUGAUAGUGUGGCAAGUGAUGUAUGGCAGUGAGUGAGCCCAUAGGAAGAACAGGUGGCGAUGGGGAAGCCAUCUCUUCUGCAUGGUUUAUUUUCCCUUUUCCCCUUUAUUUAAUGCUCUUUUUGUGAAAUAAGUUUCACCACAUAAUGUGUGAGCAUUUUUUUCCUGUUAACUUUAUAUUAUAAAAUCUGUCCUACCAUAACAAUACAGAGGAACUAUCUCUUUUACUGCACAGUGUUAUAGGCAAUUUCAGUAUAUAAUGAACAAAUCAAAGAAUGUUUACUUUCUGCAAACUGGUGAAUUACAGAAAGCAAUCCAGAUGUGGUUUACUCUGCCACAGUCUAAUGUCACCCACUUCAUUUGGUGGGGUCACUUUUUAGCUGUCACUAAUAAUGGAAUUAAUGGAAAACACUUGGUGAACGAACCAUACCAUAAGUACAAUAGCAGAGUUUUCCCCAAUGUAUUAUAAAAUUGACACACACUAAUAUCAGGUAGAUUAUCAGGAUUUAUCUAAUUGUCCCGAGAGGGCUAAAGCUAAUUGUAAAUUAACUUUCACUUUCAAAUCUGACAAAUCUUGUUUAUAUGGUAUAUAAAACUUUGUUUUCAUCAGAUUUGGGGGGUUUUAUAUUAAAGAAAUUAAGGCUACACUAUUUAAAUAAAAGUUUCCUGUUUCUGACUUAUUAGAGCUCUAAAGUUUAUGAGCCCUGCUUCCCUGAAUAUUCUGGGUUUUUUUUUUUUUUGAGACUAGUCUCACUCAUUUUCAUACUGACAUGUCUGAGAGGUGUAUUAUUUAUAAAGCAUAGAAGAUAUAUUCUGGGAAGCCUAGAAGAUACUUCAGCACUGGGAGGGUUUUUUUAAAAAGAAAAUUUUGUUUUGUAUUCUUCGUACCAGAGGAUGGUGGUGGUUGAUUGAGUUUUUUCCAUGUAAGAAAUUCGCCUGUUUGCCAAAUGUUCCUGGACUGCUCUUAGCUGUUAAUAAAACUGUAGCUGUGAUGGAGUCUGGCUUAACCAACUGAAUGAGGGAUUUGAUUAGAAAAGUUAUUUUCUUUUGUUCUGUAUAAAAUUACAGAAUAGCUAGUACUUGGUAUUUUGUAUGUAAAUAACACGUAAGCUUUUGUACCCUUUUGAGCUUAAAAUGCCAUCUUCAAUGGGGAAAACUAUGAAGGGAAAGAAGGCAAAGCCAAGAUACCAUAAAGUAAAUGUUGAUAUUACGUCUUUCACUCACAGUGCCCAUUCAAAAAAAGAGUCUGGGUUUAACUGAUUUUCUUGUUUAAUAAGUCUUUAAAAACCAUUAUGCUGCAAUUUUUUUCCUCUCAAGCUUCUUGAAAAUGUACGAUUUACCAUUUCUUAUAUAUUACUCUGAGCAAAGCUAAAUACAAUUGUAUGUGCUAUUUUAAAAAUAUAAACCUAUAGAGAAAGCCCCCCCCCCCCCCAAAUCAUCAGGAGGACUACUUCAAAGAAAAGAAAGCAAACACAAGUCUCAAAUUGUCUAAGCAUUCGUAAGUACCAGGGAUUUUUUUUUUUUUUUUUUUCUGAACUGUUAUACAAAGAUAUCUGUAAAAAGUGCACCAAUGACUUUUAUGCAUAUACGUGAUUAGGCUAGCUUAUAAAAUACGGGGAAUUUACUGAGCCAGAGGAGGCCUUUGGAUCUAUUUGGCCACAUGUGUCUAUAAGCACAUCGUGUACACAAUAAAAUUGUGGCCACUGUAUGUUUUAGAAGAAAAAAACUGUUUUGGUAAAAGCUGUAUUAAAAGAAUAAUUUUUUGCUUGAGCUACUUAGUCACUUUUCUUCAAGGCACCAAAACUUAGGCCACUUUUUCGUAGCUGGUAUGCUAUGUUCUUAUUUUUUAUUUUAAAUCAGAGCCAUUUUGGCAAUACCUAAAAAAAAAAAAAUUACUAAACAUUUAUUGGAAAUGUAUAAAUUCACAAGAGGCACCAAAGGGUUUGGGAAUUUUAUUCCCAAGAAGUAAAUCCCAGAGUCAGCCCCUAUUUGCCGUUGUUCAGCCUUUUACACAUUUGUAAGACCAAAUGUAAUUUAGGAAAUCAGGAGUUACAGAUGAAAAAUGCAGACAUGUUACAGUGGUUGUAAUUCCUCUUUUUAAACUUACCGGCUUUAACAUAAGGAAUAUAGAUAUGUAGUUAUUUUAUCUAAAGAUGUCAGAUUAUCUGUGGCCCUGUUGAUUAACUUCAGGGACCAGAGAGGACAAAAACGCCUGUACAAUUUGUGUUAAAGCCUUGUCCAUACGUUUUUAAUUUUAGUUUAAAAUGUUUAUAUUUUUGUAAUGUUCAUUUUGGUCAAGGUGGUAACCUUUGGAAGAAAAUGCCAAAAUGUAAUCUUCAUGCUAUCAGCAAAGUGGUAUAAACUGCCUGUAGCUACCACAUCAAGGGCAGAGAAGAUACUUGAGUACUUUGGGUCGGUCUCUCCAUGUAAAAUAAGUUUUGCCCCUGUUGGAAGAAAUAAGGGGUACGUGAGGAUUCUCAUUUUCUUACCUGGGGCCAUGUAUUGAGGUUGAACCAUAUGAAAUUACCAGUGUUUGAUCAUUGCUGGUCUGCAGAAAUGGCAAUAUCAUAUGCCUCAACCUACUAGUAUUAAAUGCAGGUUAAAAUCUCUGUAAGGCAAAAGGAGAAUAUCCACUCAAAACUCAUUUUUGAGAGUGUUUUUCUCUAACUCAUGUGGAUCUAAAUUUUUUAAACACGAAUGAAUGUCUUAGUAGCUGCAGCUUGUUGAGAGUGUAAAACAUUUUGAGCACAAAAUAUGCAGCACAUAACUUUCCAAAUUGUGUUUGCACAGAAAAAGUUAAAAUACAUUCUCUCAGUAGCUGUAUUGUUCUUUUCUUGUAAAGGCCUUCUUACAUUUGAGACUGGGCCCUUUAACAUAGGCUGCCUUAGUAACAAAACAAAACAAAAUGUCUCAUAAUAUUAACUGUUCUAAAGAACGUGUGUCUUGCAAAUGCCGUGAAACUGAAUAUUUAUUUCCUUGUGAGUAUUAUAACCGUUACCAAAGGACUCAACCAGAUUUAGGGCUCUUCUUAAUUGAUCAUGUUGAGAAAGGGACUCAUUUGGUCCCACUUUGUAACAUGGGAAGAGUAAGAGAAAAUUAACUGUGGAAAUUAUAAAUGCUUUUCUAACAGGGUUAUGCUAUUCUGUAACACUAAAUGUCUUUUUCUUUCUCUUAAAAAAUUGUUUUAUUAAUUUUGUCAUACAUUUUUCAAUAUUCGAAUAUAUUUUAACCAUUUUAUGUUCUAAAUUUGUUUUUUGUCCUAGACAUUUUAUCCAGAAUUUUACUUGCCUUCAUAAUCUGAAAAAUGGGUUCUAGAGCGUCUUACUUGCUGUCUCUUAGAGGCUGAGGCUUCAUUUCUAUGAGCAAAAAGCUCGUUUAGCGAUGUAGUUAUUUCAGUAUUUAUUUCUAUUAUGGAAUCCCUGGGGUUCGGAAUGUAACUUUGUACAUGAAAUAUAUAUAAAUAUGUAUAUGAAACGUG